GUCGGAGCUUUACAGAGGUGCGCUCACAUGUCACUCACCAAAUGAGUUUAUUAAACGCUGACAGCGGCCGUGUCGCUCCUGUCAGGCGCAUUCAAGCUCGGUGCGUUUCUCACCCACAGCGUCGCUUCUGGAAGCUGAAUGUGUGUUUUUCCUGCACUUUGGUCGUCUGAAGUUGUUCAAACGGGGAGAGCAAGGUGUCUGGAAGGAGAGGGAGGAUUUUUUUUUUCUGUCUUUUUUUUUUUCUUCUUUUUUUUCUUGAACCGGUUCGCUGCCGGUGUCGCCGAGGUACGACUGCUGCCAUGUACAGUGAGGAGACAUCUGUACAUGUUGUCUGACAGAGAGGAGAGAGCGACGCUUAUGCUACUCCUCAUCCUCCUCCUCGCUGGAUAUCUAUGGAGAGGGUCUCCUGCUGCCUGCUCUGGAGUUACUUGCGGCCGAGGCAACACCGCGAGUGUUGAAUUCACCGACCUGGAUAGCAAGAGAGGACACACUUAACCUCAUUUGAAUGCCUUUGCAAGGAGUUUGCUGGUUUCUGUGCUGCAGGCAGGGCUUCAGUUUGCUUGGACGGGACUAUGGGGAGAAAGAGGAGGAAGAGUCUUUUGAAUUGCGCAACAAGGAGGACUUGACUCCCAAUGGACGGAGUCCAGCCGAGGUGACUGUUUCUCAACCAACUCGCACAGCCAAUGGAACAAAUGGGCACACUGUCUCAGACGUGUCUGAAGAGAUGAAGAGCCUGAUCAUUGAGAAGAAUAAAAUGGGCCUGGAGGACGAGCCUGAGCUGCUGGUCAAAGGGUGGCUGCUGCGGGAGGUGCGAGGCAACUGGAUCAAGCAGCGUCGAUACUGGUUUGUGCUGAGCCAGGACUCCCUCGACUACUACAGCGGCCCGGAGAAAGGAGCACGCAGACUGGGCACGCUGGUCCUCACCAACCUCUGCUCCGUCAUCUGGCCAGACAAGCAGACAUACAAGGAGACCGGCUACUGGAGCAUCACAGUAUAUGGGCGGAAGCACUGUUACAGGCUGUACACCAAGCAUUUCAACGAGGCUGUGCACUGGGCAUGUGCCAUCCAGAAGAUCAUUGAUACCAAAGCACCAGUGGAAACACCAACGCAGCUCCUGAUUCGAGACAUCGAGGAGAAUAAGUUCCACCCUGAGGUGGUGGAGCACAUCUACCAGCACAAUCCCAUCCUGAAGUACACCCAAGGCCCACUGUACGCCCCUCUGCUGCCCUUCCCCUAUGGCAGCCUGGAGCACACAUACCACAGCGGGAAAGGCUACGGUUCGGUGCGCGAGGAGGCUGUGAAGCUCUUCAACUGCCUGCAGCAGCUGGAGUCGGCACGGGAGCCGGUUCCUAUCAUCCAGGGCGUGCUGCAGACCUGCUUGGACCUGCGGCCCCUCCGUGACGAGGUCUACUGCCAGCUAGUGAAGCAGACCAGCUACACGCCCGCCCCGUACACUGCCGCACACCUCCGCUACUGGCAGCUUCUCACCUGCAUGAGUUGCACCUUCCUGCCCGGGGCUGUCGUGCUCAAGUACCUGCGAUUCCACCUCAAGAGGAUCCAGAGCCAGAGCCCCGAGUCUGAGAUGGAUAACUAUGCGUCAUUCAUCAGCGAGGCUCUGGAGAAGACCAAGUGUCGGGAGUGUGUGCCAUCCUGGGAGGAGAUCCAGAUGCUGAUGAGUCGACAGGAGAUGCUGUGCACUGUGCACUAUCCAGGCCCUGGAUCCUGCCAGCUCUACAUCAGCUCACACACCACUGCCAAUGAGGUGGUUCGACGGAUGCAGGAGAAGCUCAGCCUACAAGACAGCAAAAACACGUUUGCACUGUUCGAGCAGAACUCGCUGUGGGAGCAGCCGGUGGCAGGCAGUGCUCUGAUCGCAGACAUCCUGACGAGCCUCUCCACCAAGGAGUCAGAGUCUAAAUCCCAAUGGAAACUGUGUUUCAAGCUCUACUGCCUGUUGGACGCUGACAGCAUAUCAGUGGACAGCAUUGAGUAUCUCCUCCUCUUUGAGCAGUGUCAUGAGAUGGUGGUGCGUGGCCAGCUGCCAGCCUGUGAAGAGGACCUGCAGGCCUUAGCUGCCCUGAGGCUUCAGUGUCUGAUGGGGGACUUCAGCACACAUGCGCCCUGCCCACCUCUGGAUGAGCUUUUUCCAGGUCACAUGCUGGAAGCUCGAAUCCUCAUGUCCCUCACCGCACCCCAAGCCCUGCCUCCGUGUCAGGUGGCGGCUCAGGGCUGCCCCGCAACGCAGCGCUUCCCCUCGGGCCUCCUCGCGGGGACGCUGUGGAGUCACACAGCAACAGCAGCACACAAGCAAAAGGUGGAGCAGGAUAUGCGCCUGCGGAGCCGGCUGAAGGAGGAGGCAGCAGCCGUCAUGGGAUCCAUCUUGGAGCGUUGGAAAGGUCUGGCCGGCUACAGCCGCAGGGACAGUAUGGCUGCCUACCUCACAAUUGCACGCCAGUGGUCGGGCUUUGGAUGCACUCUGUAUGAAGUGGACUUUUAUAUUAGUUCAUCGGGAAGUUUUUCCCAGAAGUUGUGGUUGGGUGUAGCUGCUACAUCCGUGUCUCUGUAUCGACAGGGAGAGGCAGAAGCCCUGGAGUCCUUCCCGUACGGCCAGAUCUGUUCCUACGGUGUGUCGGACAGCAACACCUUCAAGAUCACUGCAGGGGAUCGGGAUCUGCUGUUCGAAACUACCAAGCUGACUGAGAUCAUGCAGCUGAUGAAUGCGUAUUUCAGUGCCAUCCGUCGCCAGCGAGGGAAAGGGGAAGAUGUGGACACUACCAUAACAGAAAGCACAGAGGUGGGAUUCCAUCACCUGGCCUCCACGCUGACGCCCACCCUCCUGGAGCUGCCCUCACAUCCCGUUUGAGAUGGACACCCCCCCACAACCCCCCACCGUCCUCCUCCACGUGGCCCCUGCGAGGCCCAGCCCCAGUCCUCAGGACACCACGCCUCCUCCACUGGGAACGGCACGGCAGCCAAAACAAAGAGAGCGCUGUUUUCACUCCCCAUCCGUGAAAAUAAACCCUUGCUGAGCUUUCCAGCUGAAGGAGCUGGCUGAUGGAGGAGGGUGGGAGUGGGGACGGGAAGGCAAGGGGGCUCUGUUUUGCAAGUGAGGCCAGAAACCCACAGAAACCAGUGCGGUUGCUGAUGAGCUGUCACACACCCUCCACCCCAUCCUGUCACGCGACCACCUCUGUUACCCUACAUGGCAACAACGCCCCCACCCCACCCCUCGACCCCUCCCUUGACAAUGUGAGACGUUGCUACAUCAGGGAGAGAUGGCAUCAAAAGAGUUUGGACUUAUGGCAACAAUAAGCUGUGGUACUCCCCUCGUGAAGGUUUGGCUCAGUGAAAACACUACUCUCUCUCUCUCUCGCUCUCUCUCUUUCGAAAGUGUGCCAUAUUUGUAUUGCCUUUUCCUAGAAGGCAGUCGUCCCUCAAGCACUGCUGGAAUAGUGUUGAGAACUUUCUGUGACACACACCCUCCCUCGUCUUUGGCUCCCUCUCCCUCGCUCUGUCUCUUUCACACACACACACACACACACACACACUCACACACACACAUACACACUCUCUCACGUGCCCUUCUGCUGACAUGUUCAUCGGAGACAGUCAGUUUUCAUAAGGUCCCCGCCAGGCUUGCGUUACCUGGAACUGUUGAUGCAGUGAGCCAUGUGAACUUGGAACUGGAAACAGAUGUUGAACACUGUUGCUAAGUCACUUUGGCUGCCACGGCCAUAUAGACUCUUACCUAUGGGAUUAUCAGUGUGUGUGUGUGUGUGUGUGUGUGUGUGUCUGUGCGUGCGAGUACAGUAUGAGCGUCUGUUUGAUCAAGGAAACCAUUUUCUGGAUGACAUUCGGGAUCUGAGUUGAUUGCGUUUCACAUAAACCAAAGGAGUUUCCACCAAAUGCUCUCUCGCGUCCUUUGUUGUGCUGCUUGUCUUGGCUGUGAUCCUCGACACGAAAACUUGGUUAACACUUGACCGAUUUGAUCAUUUUUCGCUUAUGUCAGUUAUUACCCUAAUGCAGCUCUGCUCUGCAGAAAAAUAACAGGUGCUUCUCUGUUUAUUAUUGUUAUUUUCACAAUGUAUAUAUAAUGGAAGAAAUUAAGAGUUCACAUAACCCCCCCGUCAGAGAUCUGUAUCAUUUAGGAAGACAUAUUUACCACCUGCCCCGUUAUUUAAACAGAAACCCUUUUAAUCAGGCCUUGGAUGCUUUUUGUAGUAUUAUUUAUGCAAACUUUGCUUUUUUUUGUUUGUUUUUUUUACUGUUCUUUGUCUUAAAUGCAGACCCAGAUGUGUUGUCAUCCAACCAGAUGCCCUACAUGCUUUUGGUUCUGCUCCUUAAAGCAGCUCAGACGUGUAAAUCCUGUGUAGCUCCUUCUUUGUGUUCACUGUUUGAGUAUUCUUGUGAAGCCAAAGUUCGCCAAGUCAUUGAGCAUGGACCAAAGAUGUGUUGUUUUUUCUUUUUUUUUGAUAAGCUUUUAUAAGAAGAAAUUAUCCCAAAGCAGACAGAUCCCCGAGUUUAUCUUUCUUGUCGUCACAUUUACCAAUUUUUCUUUAAACUUGAAUGUCAGACAAAUAUGAAGACAUCCUGUUGUAUACAUCAUACAUCUAAUUUUAAUGUAGUAGAUGACCUUUUAGGAAUCUGAGACCUUAGAUAGGCUUUGUACAUAUAAUUUGUAGAGUACUGUCUGCUACACAAUCCCAUGCAAUAACCACCCUCAAGACUUAAAUCGUCUCACCAUGAAAGGCCUUGACGAGUCGUUGCACAGUCAGCCCUGUCACCUGCUCAGAAGCAGGUUUUUGCUUUUUCUACUGCAGCUGCAGGCAGCUCCGAGCUACAUGUAUGAAAAGAAAAAAAAAAUCAAACCGCGGAUGUUGUUGCUUUGUAUUACGCUUGUUUGUAAGCUGCAUGGUACCUUUUUAUGUAAUGUGUGUAUAGUUAAUUGCACUAUUGUUUGUUUUUAACUAACUUGGAAGUGCAAUAAAAACUAUAAAUACUGUAUGUAAUUAAUAAAAAACAGCACCAUUUUACCAUA
This is a messenger RNA of Acanthopagrus latus (yellowfin seabream), 5038 nucleotides long. It is a transcript of the gene plekhh3, whose product is annotated as pleckstrin homology, MyTH4 and FERM domain containing H3. The coding region runs from base 506 to 2863 and encodes 785 amino acids. The transcript has 13 exons. The record is from RefSeq and is a predicted model, not a curated record. Lineage: Eukaryota; Metazoa; Chordata; Actinopteri; Spariformes; Sparidae. Gene Ontology annotation, biological process: signal transduction. Gene Ontology annotation, cellular component: cytoskeleton.